AUGAAAGCCUUACACUACAGCUUCUUGUUUGGAAUAUGGCAAAGUGUUCUUUGGGUAGCCUUGGCUGCUGAAGAUGGCAACAUAUUCAAUCAUACCGCUCGAGCUCCAGGUCCGUUUCAAAUUGGCGAGGAAGCACUGCUAACAGUAUCGACGGAUCAUGAAAUAAGUGAAAUUCAGCCAAUGACAAUCAUAAAAGAAAAGAGAGUCAGUCAUACCUACACUGUGUAUCACGAAGGGGCCACCUAUAUUUCGCUUCAUUUUGCAUCAUUGGAUAUUCAAGGCCAGUGCCGAUUGCUAUUAACCGACCUGGUCGGAAAAGAAGCGUUUGCCCUGAGGGGAAAAGGCAAGAGUGGACUAACUUCCUUUUGGGCACGCUUCAUCAAUGGUGACACAGUCGUCUUGUCGGUGACUUGCGCUGGCGACAAUGGUGUAGGGAACUUUCUCAUUGACAAGUAUGCUGCUGGUUUCCGAGAUGUUUCUUCCCCCAGAAAAGAGAUUGAUAGACCAAGCCUUCGCGGAGUUGAGUUGCUUCCGUGGGAGCAAAGAAGGGAUCUGACCAUCUGUGGAGCAGAUGAUCUCCGAAAUUCGCAAUGCUACAGGGAUAGUCAUGCUACCGAAUACAAAAUGGCAAGAUCGGUCGCAAAGAUUAUCAUCAACGGCAGAGGUACUUGCACUGGAUGGCUAAUCGGAAACCAGAAUAUACUAGUUACCAACCAACAUUGCAUUCGGAAUAGUGAAGAUGCCCUCAAUUCGUACGCUGUAUUCAACUUGGAAGUGCAAAAUGGUGGAGGAGAUUGCUCUGGGAGCGGAAAAGACUCAGUUCCGAGCGAUAUUCAAGAUGUCUAUGAAGUGGACUUUUUGAUCGAAGCUAUCAGGCUCCAUGACUAUACUUUAGUGAAGUUGAAAGAUCGACCCACUGCACCAUUGAAAAGAUACGGUUUCCUGGAAACAGAACCAAGAGAUCCUACCAUUGGUGAAGCAAUUUACAUUCCACAGCACCCCAGAGGCCAUGACAAGGCAAUGGCUAUUAUGGAUAGCCAGUAUGGUCAGGAACAACGAUGUCGGACUCUUCAACCGGUGGUGUCGUGCUAUGGCGCCAGUGGGUAUCUCGACGUUCGAUACACAUGCGACACAGAGCCAGGAUCCUCUGGCUCGCCAGUUCUUUCGGUUGAAACGAACAAGGUCAUUGCCCUUCACCAUUGUGGCGAAGCUAACUUAUGUAGUGGGAACGAGGGAGUUCCAAUGACUUUUCUUCACAACCGGUUUGCGAACAAUGCGGAAAUCGGCCUUGAUGGCUCUCUUCCACCCACUCAGCCCACAGAACAAUGUCAGGCCAGCCAAUAUGAAAUGAUAUUGGAGUUGGAAACGGAUCUCUUUGGGUAUGAAACAACCUGGGAGUUGCGUGACAGUAGUGGGGGUCUGAUUGCUGAAGGAGGGAAGGAUGCAUACUUGCGAUCCAACGAAUCUUAUUCGCUCAAGUACUGCUUGGAGGCAGGUACUCACACUUUGACGAUUGAUGAUUCCAGUGAUGAUGGAAUGUGUUGUCAGCAUAAUACUGGUGGCUUCAAUGUGGUUUUCGAAGGUGAAGUUGUUGGCACUGGAGGAGACUUCGGAUCUACCGCAUCCGUCACCUUUGGCUCCAAUUCUCCAUCGGAACGACCAUCGGCUGCGCCGUCAAAAUCGGCUGCGCCAUCAAAUUUCCAGUCUAAUUCUCUGAUGCCGUCAAACACACCUUCAAGUUUCCCAUCAACAACCCCUUCGUUCCUGCCGUCAAAGGUGCCUUCCGCACUGCCAUCUACAGCUCCUUCGGUGGGACCAUCCAAGUUGUCAUCCACAUUUCCUUCCUUGCAUCCAUCACAAAGUCCUAGUACUGAUUCUAGUACUCUGCCUUCUUUGAAGCCAUCUGAGGGUCCGUCCCAGUUACAGUCCUCCGAGCCAACACUGUCGAAUGGACCCUCACACGAGCCGUCCAUUAUGCCGUCCACAAUGCAUCCAUCACAAGGUCCUAGUACUCUGCCUUCUUUGAAGCCUUCUCAGGGUCCGUCGCAGUUACAGUCCUUCGAGCCAACGCUGUCGAAUGGACCCUCACACAAGCCGUCCAUUAUGCCGUCCACAAGCCCGUCCAUUAUGCCGUCAAACACUCCGUCCGUAAAGGCGUCGGACAAGCCGUCUGCGACUCCUUCGCUACAGCCCUCUAUCCAGCCAAGUGUUUCCCCAUCCAGUCAGCCCUCGCAAACUCCCUCCAUUAUGCCUUCAGCUACUCCAUCGGCGAAGGCGUCGGACAAACCAAGCACGAUUCCAUCGUUCUACCCUUCAAAGAACCCAUCCUCGACGCCUAGCUCGGGACCCUCAGACCUUCCUACAUCGGGUCCGACUCCCAUUCCCACAUCUGGACCAACUAGCAAACCUACACCUGUGACUUCCUCCAACCCAACAUCUGGACCAACCCCUUUGCCUACAGCGGGUCCCACAACAUCGGGUCCCACAUCAGAUCCGACAUCUGGGCCUACCCCCAUACCUACUACACUUAGACCUUCGUCAAGCCCCACAGAGCGACUGGUAAUUGGUCCUCCCACGAACCCACCCGUCUUUAAUUUCAUUACUCCUUCCAAUGGAGUGGGAUUUGAUGGGCCCCGCGAAGCACCCAAUGCUCCCCAACCUCCAGUGAUUGUGGAAUCACCAAAUUUCUUCCAACCGCCAAGUUAA
Cylindrotheca closterium is the source of this 2706-nucleotide messenger RNA. NCBI's taxonomy places the organism in Eukaryota, Bacillariophyta, Bacillariophyceae, Bacillariales, Bacillariaceae. The record is from the annotation of a GenBank genome assembly.